AGAGGGUUGUGGGAGGAGACAGUUGCGAAGGAGCAGCCAGUUGGGAGACCCAAAGUCGCUGAUACCCAAAGCGACUGACUGGAGAAACUGACAGCGGCCCGCAGCGGGCGCGCAUCCACAGGCUCCCAGCUCAUCUCUUCCCCGCGCUGUGCUCGAGGUCAGCAGCGGCGCGGGGAGUCUUCCGCGCUAUAACGCUGCUGGGGCGCACAGCACUGGCUGCAGGUUCGGCCUCUCCAGGCUGUCACCUUCUCCUUUGCUCGCUCCUCCGAGAAGUGUGCAGCAGGCAGAGAUGAAGUAUACUAGGUAGGGGCUGCUUCCGGACGCCCAGCUCCGGAUUGCUGCCCCAGCCAUCCCAGAAGGACAAGAGGGUGAAGUCCUCACAAGGAUUGAGAAUUCUGAAGAAGGAUAAAGUCACGCUGAUGGGAUCAGUUGGUAGGCUCCACUAUCUCACCAUGACUCCUGAAAAGAAGAUGCCAGGAGACCUCGCUUUGGCCCCCCUUGUGACUUGCAAACUCUGUCUGUCUGAACAGUCUUUAGACAAGAUGACUACACUCCAGGAAUGCCAGUGCAUCUUUUGCACAGCUUGCCUGAAACAGUAUAUGCAGCUGGCAAUUCGAGAAGGAUGUGGCUCUCCUAUCACUUGUCCUGACAUGGUGUGCCUAAACCAUGGGACCCUACAGGAAGCUGAGAUUGCCUGUUUGGUGCCUGUGGAUCAGUUUCAGCUUUAUCAGCGGUUAAAAUUUGAACGAGAAGUUCAUCUGGACCCCUACCGAACAUGGUGUCCCGUCGCAGACUGUCAAACAGUGUGCCCUGUUACAACAAGUGACCCAGGACAGCCUGUGCUGGUGGAAUGCCCUUCUUGCCAUCUGAAGUUCUGCUCAUGUUGCAAAGAUGCUUGGCAUGCAGAAGUCUCCUGUACAGAUGGCCAGUCUACCGUCCUGCCAACAGAGCAUGGGGCCCUCUUUGGGACAGACACAGAAGCGCCCAUUAAGCAAUGCCCAGUGUGCCGAGUUUAUAUUGAACGCAAUGAAGGCUGUGCUCAAAUGAUGUGCAAGAACUGCAAGCAUACAUUUUGCUGGUACUGUCUCCAGAACCUGGAUAAUGACAUUUUCCUCAGACAUUAUGACAAAGGGCCAUGUAGGAAUAAGCUUGGUCACUCAAGAGCAUCAGUGAUGUGGAACCGAACACAGGUGGUGGGGAUUCUCAUGGGUUUGGGCAUCAUUGCCUUGGUGACGUCGCCCUUGCUGCUCCUGGCUUCCCCAUGUAUCAUCUGUUGUGUCUGCAAAUCCUGUCGGGGCAAGAAGAAAAAGCACGAACCCUCUACAACCUAAAAAUUUGUUUUCCUGUUCUUGUGCCACAUAUGUCUGGGUUAUACGAGACAGCGCAGUGAUAAAACCCCACUUAGUGAACUUGCCUCUUUUCUCCUUGCCAAACAUUGAAAGUGCCUCUGUGUCCAGAAUUUGAACUUGCUUGCCUGCCUUUGGCACUAGAAGAAGUCCAAGCUCUGGUGCAUGUGUUCCUGUAUAUAAAGAGAACUAGAUUCUAUAGACCAGGCUGUCUCUGUGGAGCACUUUGGGAAGCUUUGGAGUUAUUGGGGGGGGGGGGGUGGAGAAGCUGACACAUCAUCAUUUUAUCCUUUAGGGGAUCUCACUCAGCUUGCAGCCAAAUUCAAGGAGCCUGAGUGAAUAUUCAGUAUAAUAAAUGUGUUGUCAUGGUUGGCAACACACAUGAUAACUGAGAAGCUAGAGUCUGUUCUGUUUUGAUUUGAUCUUCAUUGAGAAACAUGUGGGUGGGGUGGUGGGGAGACUCCUCAUGUAGGAGGGAAAGGAUAAGACUAUCUAAGGAAGAGUUCUCAGAAGCUCUAAAGCAUUCUGCCUAUCUGAGGAGUCACUCUGGUGGUUCUGCCUUUGCUGGCUACUGAGUGUUCUGUUCCCAACAUUCCCACAGUGACUUGGCAGAAAAACAAUCAGUUUCUCCUUGCGUGAUCUCAGCUUCAAGAGAGAAACUGCUGUGCAGAGGGAGUUGUCUCUUUCCAGUAAAAGGGUGGCAACCUAUAAAACAACAUAGUCUAAUUUAGUGCUUUUCCCUUGGCAAGUGUAGCUUUAUGAAGGUGAUAAAAAUCUUCCCUUACUGCUGGUAACUAUUUUUUGUGAGAUUGCUUUAUGUAAAGUAUGGGCAGAGUGGCAGAGGUUUAAAACCUUCAUCAAGUGAGCUCUGUGUUCAUACACCCCACCCAGAAGACUUAGAAUUAAUCCUAAAAGUACACACCCAGAGAGAUUACUAAAGCCCACAUGUGAAUCUAGAACCCAUAUACUUUGCCACCUACCUAGACUUUUUAUCCAUUGGGCAUGCAUGGAUAUGCCCAGUUGUAUAUAUACAACACAAUUUUUUAUUUAAAGCCAUUCUAUCUUUCCUUCUGUGACAAAUAUGUCAUAUUAAAAAUCCGCUUAAGGAAUUUUUGUGAAUAUAUAGUAUGUGUUAUAUAUAAUAUAUACAUAUAUAUUGAGUUCACAACAUCCCCAAAUGCAUAGCCUUAUGAAGCAUAGCUCUUUAAAUACAUUAUUUAGUACAAUAUUAUGCCAUCUUGGUUUAUAAAAGAACUAGCUGAUAAUCAAAUUACUUAAAUAUCCUCUUACACAAUUCAGAGCAACUCUCUUCUCAGCAAGGUUUAGAAUUGACCUUUUAGCAUGAAAGGCACUGAUGAAAGCAAAAGUGUGUAAGAUAAAAUGUAAAUGCUUUAUAUAUCUUAAAUAGUUUGGAUUUGUAUCACCAUAUUGUGACUUAUUUUUCCCAUUACAGCACCAGUCAAAUUUUGAAUAAAUGGGUUUUGAAAAGA
Messenger RNA from Erinaceus europaeus (western European hedgehog), 2836 nucleotides. It is a transcript of the gene RNF144B, whose product is annotated as ring finger protein 144B. Gene Ontology annotation, molecular function: ubiquitin conjugating enzyme binding; ubiquitin protein ligase activity; zinc ion binding. The transcript has 9 exons. Lineage: Eukaryota; Metazoa; Chordata; Mammalia; Eulipotyphla; Erinaceidae. The record is from RefSeq and is a predicted model, not a curated record. Gene Ontology annotation, cellular component: cytoplasm; mitochondrial membrane; ubiquitin ligase complex. Gene Ontology annotation, biological process: ubiquitin-dependent protein catabolic process; positive regulation of proteasomal ubiquitin-dependent protein catabolic process; protein polyubiquitination. Bases 420 to 1331 code for a protein of 303 amino acids.